Molecule: messenger RNA, 2795 nt
Organism: Cataglyphis hispanica
Lineage: Eukaryota; Metazoa; Arthropoda; Insecta; Hymenoptera; Formicidae
Product: protein ABHD11-like
Exons: 5
Coding region: 474-1355 (293 amino acids)
Cellular component (GO): mitochondrion
Source: RefSeq, a predicted model, not a curated record
UUAUCUAUUAUUAAUGGGAAGAAAUUUGGUUUCUAUAGCAUAACAAGUUUUUAAAUUAUUAGUUGUUAAUAAUUAUUAGUGUUUAAAUUAUUUAAGUAUUAGAUAUUACUUAUAUAUAUAUAUAUAUAUUGCGACGCUAUCCGCUGCUAUUAUCUCAACUAUAGAGUUGCCGCGAUCCAAAAAAAAAAAAUGGACGAACCAGGUCCUUGAUAGCGAACAUACCGCGUAAGAAAAAAAGAUUUACAGCAUCGGAAAUUUAGAUGCGGAUAUGAAAACAGAUACCGUCGACCAAAAUACGAGAAGAAAUGCAACGCAUAUGCAUCGAUUUCGUUUUACAUAUAACAUUUUCUCUUUUUUUAUGAUUAAAUAAAAUUCUAUAAAUAAUAAUUAUACAACAAUAAGAGGUCUCUAUAAUUGUUAGAUAAACAUAUCGGGCAAAAAUAUUCAAGUGUACUAAAACCAUCAAAUUAAUAAUGAUAGGCCAAAAUUUAUCGGUAUUUCUUACAUUGAGAAAACUUACUAUCGACUUAUCUCAUCCGAGUAAAAACUUGCAUUCUUCCUGUCGUCAAUGUUUACAUAAUAAUCCCUUAUUAACGGCUCCAGUAAAACUUGCUUACAUAUCGUACGAAUCGGUAAAAGAAAAUGAGCGGAAUCAAAAUACAGAGCAACCCAUUAUAAUAAUGCAUGGUCUCUUUGGCUCGAAAAGCAAUUGGAAUACACUAUCAAAAACAAUUCAUCGAAAAACUAAGCGCAAGGUCAUAGUAGUAGAUGCCAGAAAUCAUGGUGAAUCUCCGCAUACAUCAAACAUGUCAUACAAAGACAUGGCAGAAGAUGUAAUACAACUUUUGAAUGAUUUAAACUUUGAAAGAGCUAUUCUAGUUGGCCACAGUAUGGGUGGCUCAGCCAUGAUGUACACUGCUUUAAAUUUUCCACAACGUGUCGAGAAAUUAGCAGUUGUUGAUAUAUCUCCUAUAAGAACCAGUCCUAAUCUUUUGGAAAUAAAGAAAAUCUUUGAAAUAAUGAGUUUAGCAACAGCAGAUGGAAGUCCUACCUUAUCAAAAGCUCGUAAAAUAGUAAACCAACAGCUUGAAAAGUCUAUUAAAUCUAGCGCAUUGCGUCAGUUUCUAUUAGCAAACUUGGUAGAAGUGGAUUCGGGAAAAUAUAAAUGGCGAGUGAAUUUACCAGUAUUGGAGCAAGCAUUCUCAUCUCAUAUAGCUGUAUUUCCCAAUAUAGAUUCAAAGAUCUAUGCGAAUCCGACGUUAUUCAUAGAUGAAAUCAUAACAUUGCAGAAUAGUAUGAAAAAUAUUCAAACAAUAUGUAAUAUAGAAGACAUUGCAUAUUAUGCAGUUGAUUGAGAUCAAAGCGCUAUUAAGGAUUAAGCGUCGAGAAACUCCGAGUUUUCAUCAAUUCUUUUCAGAUUUUCCUCCAUCGCAUGUAUUAUGAGAACUGUAUAGGCUUUAUUUGAAAAUUAGAGAAUGGAAUUAAUAGAAAAAAAGGCUAUUUAUUAACAUUUAUUAAUCUGCUCAACAGUGAUAUCAAUACAAUAUAUUACAAAUAUUCUUGUUUUGUACGCAUGUACACCAGCUUUACAAAAGUACUUAAAUAUGAGUUAAUUUAAUUCUCUUGUACAUUUUUAUCAUAUGUUCAUAUGUAUAAAGUCCUCUUUAAACAAUCUAUAAUUCGCUUAAAUUUACAAAACAAAAUUCUAUUUAUAAAUUUUAUGUAUCAUAUAAUACAAAAAAUAUUUUUGAACACAUUCAAUACAUAUAAAUCAAAAUAUAUAUCAAAAUACAUAUAUACAUCAAAACUUGUGAUGCAUAAAAUUAUAAUUAGAUCUCUGUUUUGAAUUUUGUUGCAAGUUAUAAAUUUCCUAAAAGAGCCUUAAGAGAAAAUCUACAUUGUUUCUAUACAAAGUAGCACAUUAAGACUAUGUUCUGAUUCACUGCCAGUAUUGAAAAUCUAGUUUUGUUCAUAGUUUAUGUCAUGUAUAGUAUAAAUUUUUAAUACUGGCAGUAAAUAUUAGAAUACAGCCUAGAAUAUUAUGACUAAAAAAACAAAAGAUAAAGCAGAAAAAUUUUGAUUUAAUUGUUUCUAAUAUACUAUAAUAUACAGCAUUAAAUCUAAAUCUUUAAUUUCGUAAAUAAGCAAUCUAUAAUCCGCUAAUUUUAAUUACAUAUGUACAUAUAAAUACAUGUACAGUGUGCCUCAAAAUCAACAUAUCCCAAUUAUAGAAACCAAGCCAAUUGUGAAGGAAACUUUCGAAUCUAUUAUAAACUGGAAACUUUGAGUUAAAAACAAUAAAAAAAAAUAUAAUAAAAAGAAUUGUUAGCAUUUUAUUGCAGAGAUUAUAAAAUUUAUCAUUACACAUUCUCAUUUAAAAUCGACUCUAAAGUUUCAUUGGAAAGAAGUGACUUAAGACACUGAAUAUGCAUCAUACAGAAUCAUGUAUCUGCAAUAUUAAAGAAUAUACACGCGUGCGUAUGUACAUUAUUAGAAAAUUUUUCAGUGUUCUGCCUACUUUAUUACAUCUUAUUAAUACGUAUCAAAAAUUGCUGCGUUACCUGCGCCACAAUUGUAAAACGCAAAACCAUCAUUCAAGUACGCUUAAAUUACAAACGACUCGUAUGUCGGCAAGUAAUAAUUAUUUAGUUAAUAUGGUACUUUGCAUCAGUCUUUUUAAACUUAAUGUUAAGCGUCAUAACUAAGGCGUUCAUACCGAUCGGGCGUUCUAUGAGGGAAAAGUUGAAAAUUCGACUAGUAUGUCAAAAAAUCGGAUCAGAAAUAAGAACGAAACC